Messenger RNA from Penicillium salamii, 738 nucleotides. The record is from the annotation of a GenBank genome assembly. NCBI's taxonomy places the organism in Eukaryota, Fungi, Ascomycota, Eurotiomycetes, Eurotiales, Aspergillaceae.
AUGGCUCAAGUCGAGCGCCUGGCUAAGCAUAUCGCGUCCGAUGAAGUUUGCGACCCAUCACAGAUCACCCACAUAUUUUCAUCAGACCUGCAGCGAGCAAAAGUCACUGCAGAAGGUAUCUGCGCAGCCUUGGCCCCAAAUCCUAGCAACCCAUCCUUGAAGCCGACUUUGGCCGCAACUUUGAGAGAGCGAGAUUUUGGAAGCAUGGAGGGAGUACGCUCGACAAAUGACUACGAGCUAAGCCACUUGGAAACUAGGCUUGACGAGGGAGCUAUCAAGGUAUGGAAAGACUCUGAGUCGGAAGUCUCAAUGAAAUCUCGAGUCACGACCUUUUUCAAUGAGCAUCUUCGAUCCAUGUUAGAUCUGGACUCUGAAGAUUAUGCGGAGGACCAAGUUGUGAUUGUUGUUGCUCACGGUAUCAUUCUUCGCGUUCUUUGGAACUUUCUGCUGGGACUUUUUCUUCCGGAGAACAUUGUCUUCGACAUCCAUGUCUAUUCCACCGGGCCUGGGGACACGUUCAGACCUUCCUGGUCUAAUACUGGCUUCUUGGAUCUCCUUAUCACCCCUUCAGAUCUCAAGGCAGAAGGACUUCCGCAAUUCACAUUACGAGGCUGGCAAAUCAAAGUUCAAGCCUCAAAUUAUACCACUCACCUGGAUGGUCUUCGACGCACUAAAGGUGGAAUCGGAAGCGCUGCACAUGACAAAAAGCAAAAACAGAUCAAAGAUUUCUUUCGCUGA